This is a messenger RNA of Phalaenopsis equestris, 2037 nucleotides long. Its product is annotated as protein gamma response 1. Bases 477 to 1883 code for a protein of 468 amino acids. Gene Ontology annotation, biological process: DNA double-strand break processing involved in repair via single-strand annealing; double-strand break repair via homologous recombination. Gene Ontology annotation, cellular component: site of double-strand break. Lineage: Eukaryota; Viridiplantae; Streptophyta; Magnoliopsida; Asparagales; Orchidaceae. The record is from RefSeq and is a predicted model, not a curated record. Gene Ontology annotation, molecular function: damaged DNA binding; single-stranded DNA binding; double-stranded DNA binding. The transcript has 3 exons.
UUGUGUGUGAUUCACGGGAAUAUGUCGCGUGGGUGUCAUGGUGACGGUGAUGUCGUGGUGAUUUCAUUGGCUACGCUAGGACUGAUGUAAAAUUUUUCCCGCCACCCCGCAGCCUCUUUUUCCUCCUCUGCCGUUCACCAGACCUCAUGCCAUCCUAAGCGGACCCGCACCGACAAGCCCACCACCCUGCUGAAAUCGCCUCCACAUUUACCUGUUCUACACCAGAAUCGGCCGCCGGCGAGCCAUCCCCGUCUUCCACGUCUCCAACCGAGCCCCACCCUCUCACACUCGAACACCCAAUACCGGCGAAACCCCAGGCCGAUCCAGCCACACCUUCCGCCCUCGCAGCCAAGUCUGGUGGCCACCGCCGUCUGCGCCGUCAAACAGACCACCUCUCUCGACCAUCUUCACGUGGAGUGCCACCAAAUUGUUAGUUGUCAUCUCAACAAGAAUUGCUACUUGUUGACCCUAACGAAAUGAUGGAUCUGGAAAAGAAGCUGCAGAGUCCAAGGUUGUUUAGAAGCUCAGUUGAGACCGAGGUUGAUUCUCAAUACUUAUGUCAGUUCACGAUGCUUCUUAUGGACACAGUUGAGGAAUUAACAGUGAAAGUUUCACAGAUUGAGUUUGUUUGCCGUCAGCACUUUCCAGAUCUUCAAACAUUAUCACAAACUAUACAGAAAAAGAUUUUAGGUUUCAAGAAAACUGAAGAUCUGGAGUGGGGGAAGAGAGAGGAUCAUCUCUUAAAACAGAUAGAGGAACUCCAAUCUGAAAGGACGCAUGCUCAAGAGCAAAUCACACAAUUAAAUGCAUCUUUACAAGAAAGUUGGAAAAAAAUUGCGAACAAAGAGCAAUCACUGAACCGAUGUCAACUCGAGAAGAAAGAACUCUUGGAACAGCUUAUGCAGAAAGUCAAUGAAAAUGUUAAAGUGAAGGAGCUUGAAAAAGACCUACUGCAACAGAUAAAAUUGAAAGAUCAAAAAAUUGAAGAGGAGCUGAGCAAAAAGAAAAGUUUGUUUGAGGAGUGCAAUAAACUGAAAACAAAUUACAAACAUUUGAAAUCUCAAUAUAAUUUUCUUAUAAGCAGGCUUGGCAAUGCUAAAUCAGACAGUCGUCAUUCAGACAUGAUGUCGGAAGAUGAAAAUGGAACAGCAAGUAGUUGCCUGAAAAAGAGAUGCAAUGAAGAUAUGAAAAACGAUGUUCAAGAGGUACCCCUGCAUGCGUCCAAGCUAACUAAAUCAAAGAUUGAUGUAGCCCAUCGAAAAGAAAUUGCGUUUGGUCACAUUACUGAAUCAAAAAAGGAUUCAGAUGCUGGUUCCUGCUCCAAUAUAUCAAUCAAACAAGGUCUUAUCUCAUCAAAACUUCCUUUGAAUGUUAAAAAAGAGGCACCGAGCAGCCCGAAGCCAGCUGCUUCACUUUGGAGAGAUACCAGGUCACGUCAAGAACUCAAAGAUGGAGAUCCACAUGAUGAUUUUUUCAAUACUCCCUUAGAAAAUGUGCGAAAUUUGAAUAUGAAUCUCCUAGAAGUAAAUGUCAAUCCCAUUGUUUCUGAUAAAGAUGUGGAUGGUGAUUGUUCAGAUGAGGAUGUUCUUGACUUAAACUCCGAAACUAUGCCCGAGAGGUGCCCAAUAUCAAUGGUUGGGCCAUCAAACAAGGGUUUUAAAUAUGUGGAGCCUGUUAGGAGGAAAUCUGAAAGGGAGAACCUCAAAGGAAUUGAGUGCCAGCAAUGCAAGAAGUUCUAUGAUGCAGUUCUUCCCGAUGGAGGCAAAGCAGCUAAUACUAUGCGUUGUGAGCAUCAUGACGGCGUUUCUCGGCAUCGCUACAGGUAUGCGCCACCAUUGACACCAGAAGGUUUCUGGAACAUUGGAUUUGAUUCAGAUUUGUAAAGCUUCAAAGGUACUACUUUAUUGCUCAUACAGUUCUUGAUCUUUUUUCUUAAUCAGGCUUUGUAAGUUCAUAUGUUUUUAAUUGAAUUUUAUUGCAAAGCACUGUACGCAAAUGGGAUUUUAUGCGGAAAAUCUAAAUAUACUUUAGUUGAGU